Messenger RNA from Thamnophis sirtalis, 680 nucleotides. NCBI's taxonomy places the organism in Eukaryota, Metazoa, Chordata, Lepidosauria, Squamata, Natricidae. The record is from RefSeq and is a predicted model, not a curated record.
GCCAUCACUUCCUGUUACAGCCGCGUGUAUUAGAGUUUGGAGGAUUUGAUUCGAUGGUCCGAUCAAGUGAUGCUCGAAGGCAUCAAUGUGGAAGACAAAGAAGUGGUGAAUACAGUUAAGGGAGUCAUCAAGGCAGUUCUGGAUGGCGUUAAGGAGCUGGUGAAGCUGACAAUUGAGAAGCAGGAACACCCAUCUCCCACCAGCCCAGUCAAGCCCACCUUACCUGUGCCUGCAACAGACAGCCAGUUGGAGCUCCCCUUGACGGAUCGCGAGAUGGAGAUCCUCAACAAGACGGCCGGGUUGACACCCACCGCAGAAGUGUUGGCAGACGCCACAGACGAAGAGGUCGCCCCGCCGAAACCGCCCCUUCCUUGCAUCCGGGUGGCUGAAAACAGCCCUCCGCCAGCCUUGCCCCCUAAAAAACGCCAGUCAGCCCCUCCCCUACGCGAGUGGCUAUCGUGGCCCCCAUUAGCCGAACAACCAGUGGUUCCAGUUUACCCAUUGGGAUCAACAAACAGGAAUUUGAAAAUGAUUGCUCCCCCAGCGGAGACUCCCGGGGGGGCAGCCAGUCCUACGGAGGGGAAUCUCCCCGCCUCUCGCCCUACAGCAGCAUGGGGAAGCUGAGCAAAUCGGACGAACAGCUGUCCUCGCUGGAUUGCGACAGCGGGCAGUGCUCGCAC